Molecule: messenger RNA, 3997 nt
Organism: Dunckerocampus dactyliophorus (ringed pipefish)
Lineage: Eukaryota; Metazoa; Chordata; Actinopteri; Syngnathiformes; Syngnathidae
Product: immunoglobulin-like and fibronectin type III domain-containing protein 1
Exons: 22
Coding region: 1-3897 (1298 amino acids)
Molecular function (GO): protein binding
Source: RefSeq, a predicted model, not a curated record
AUGUUUAAGAUACGUAGAAUUAAAGAUGUGGAGCCAACUGCUCCAGGCCAGAUCAACAUAAAAAAGAGGUCGAGGGUGCCCGGAGUGAUGAUUACUCAAUUCGUGGAGGAAGUCCCUGAAGGCAUGAGCACUCCAGAUUUCACCAGGAAGCCCAUAGCUCUGACCAUUCAAGAAGGAAAGCUGGCCAUUUUCAAAGCAGUCAUUGUUGGAAAGCCUGAACCAACAGUGACCUGGACAAGGAAUAAUGGAGAACUCAAUGAAGAAAAUUACAAAAUGGUCCACGACACCAGUUCUGGGGAGUACCAACUACAGAUCCCAGAUGUAUCAGUAGACCACGCUGACACCUACAAGUGUUUCGCUACAAACGAGUAUGGGAAAGCCAUCGUCACUGCUGCCCUUAAUGUCAUUGAGAUUGGCUAUAAAAAAAGCAGAGCCCUGCAGCAAUCAAGAACAGCUAUACGAGAAACACCUGAACAUUUAAGGAAGGCCUUAAAAACUACGGUUGACAAUGAACCCAAGCCAGAAACCAAACGAGUUAUCGAUGACAGAUUUUGGGAACUUUUGAUGAGCGCUGACAAAAAAAACUAUGAGAAUAUCUGUGGCGAGUACGGCAUCACAGAUUUCCGCUGGAUGCUGAAGAAACUGAGUGAGAAGAAGCUGGAAAGGGAACAUGAGCAAGAAAAGGUUGUUGAAAGACUGUGUAAUCUAAAGCCCAUUGAAAUGAAAGGAAACGGUGGAGCAGAAUUUGAACUUGAAAUGUCACUUAGGGACCCUACAAGCAGAAUCUUCUUAUAUAAGGAUGGUGUUAUGGUUCCUUUUGAUGUCGACACAGAGGUGAAACAUGGCCUGAGGCAAGUGGGGAAGAAGUUUGUUUUCAGCAUCAAUGGCAUUAGCCCAGAAGAUGCUGGAUUAUACCAAGUGGAGGUUGGCGGAGUUAAGAUCUUCUCGACUGAUUUGAAAGCUGACAAUGAUCCAAACUCGCAUGGAAAGAAGAAAGCCCGCAAAACAACGCGAGCAGGCGGCGGUGGAGGAGAUCUGUUGAAGAUCGCAGAGGAGCAACAAGCCAAGAUAGAGAAGGAGAGAGACGUGUUGCUUGCGAAGGCUAAGUCAGACGCGGAAGCUGAAGCUGAAGCUGAAGCUAAAGCUAAAGCUAAAGCCGAAGCAGAGGCUAAAGCUAAGGCAGAAACAGAAGCUAAAGCUAAAGUAGAGGCUAAAGUCGAAGCAAAGGCAAAAGCCAAGACAAAAGCAAAUGUAAAGAAAGUAGAAAAGGCUAAGACAAAAGAUAAAAAUGAAAAUGCAGGCAAAAAAGACACCACAACAGACACCACGGGCGAAGAUGAACAAGGUGAAGAGGAAGUCAAAGGGGAGGAUGAAGAGGACGAGGAAUAUGAAGAGGAGGAGGAAAAGGAAGAUGGCGAACCGACACCAGUAGCAGAUGCAGAAGAGGAGAAGAUGGUUCAAGAAAAGAAGAAGAGAGUGCGAGCUGGCCCUCUUGUUUCUGAUACUGUCAUUGACCCGGGAGUUUACUUUACCAGUGGUCUCUCGGACAUCAGUGCGAUCAUUGGUACGGAGUCGGAACUGGUAUGCAGACUGAGCAGUGAGGACUGUGAAGGGACCUGGUACAAAGAUGGAAAUGAGAUAACAACCACAGAGGAGAUGUGUAUUGUUAAUGAUGGGACUUAUCGCAAGCUAGUGUUCAAAAACUGCAAAGAAGAGGAUGCUGGGAAAUAUCGAUAUGAAGCUGACGGUCGUAAAACAGAAGCUUUGCUAGUUGUAGAAGAUCCUCCAAAAAUCAACAAGGAUGACCUCGCCGAGUUCAUCAAACCGGUUGUCAUAAAAACUGGCAAAGACGCAGCCUUCAAGCUGACCUUUGUGGGCCGUGAACCCAUGAAAAUCCAAUGGUACAACGAAGGUGAAGAGCUGCUGGAAGACACUCAUACCAGAAUUGAGAAGUCCGGCUCAUAUAGUCGCCUGCUGCUUCUGAAGUGCAACCACAAAACCAGAGGCGAAAUAAAGAUAAAGAUUAAAAAUGAAUUUGGAGCAACAGAGGCCAUCACCCAGCUCAUUGUAUUAGACAAGCCAACGCCACCCUUGGGCCCUAUAGACAUCAUUGAAAGUUCAGCAUCCUGUAUCGACUUCAAAUGGAGGCCUCCAAAAGAUAAUGGAGGCUCCUCUAUCACAGACUACAUCCUGGAACGCCAGCAAAUUGGUCGAAACAGUUGGAAGAAAUUGGGGAAAAUUGGACCCGAGGCUAAAUACAGGGACACGGAUGUGGACCACGGACGAAAGUACUGCUAUCACAUCAGGGCUGAAAAUGAUCAAGGCGUCAGUGAAAUGAUGGAAACUGAUGAUAUCCAGGCAGGGACCAAAGCAUUCGCUGGACCUCCCACCGGACUGAAAGUUGUAAGUGUUUUUAAAGACUGCAUCAACCUUGCAUGGUCUGCACCUUCAAAUACUGGUGGAACAAACAUUUUGGGAUACAAUGUGGAGAAACGAAAGAACGGCAGCAAUCUUUGGGGCCUUGUCAACCCACCAGAUGAACCCAUUAGAGAGAAGAAGUAUGCGGUGAAGGACGUUGUUGAAGGCAUCGAGUAUGAGUUUCGUGUUUCAGCUAUCAACAUUUCUGGUGUUGGCGAGCCAAGUGCACCUUCCGAGUUUGUUGUUGCACGAGAUCCAAAGAAGCCCCCUGGAAAAGUCACAGACUUGAAGGUGACUGAUUCGACAUACACCACCUUAUCUUUAACCUGGACCAAACCUAAGGAAGAAGAAGGGGUCCAGGAUGAGGCCAAGGGGUAUUUUGUGGAGCUCAGGCCAGCAGAGAACCCAGAAUGGGGUCGCUGUAACUCCAGCGCUAUCAUCAUGAACUCCUUCACCAUCAUGGGCCUCAAGUCCAUGGCUAUGUACUGGGUGAGAGUCGUCGCCACCAACGAGGGUGGAGACGGUGAACCUCAAGAGUUAGACAACUACGUCAUUGCAAUGCCCCCCCCAGUGAGACCUCAUUUUACUGACAAGAAAAUGAAGAAUUUCUUAGUAACAAGGGCUGGGAAUUCCGCAAGACUCAACUAUAACUUUGAGGCUUCUCCAAUACCGACUAUUACAUGGCUCAAGGAUGGGCUGCCCGUCCCCAAGCAUGUGACAGUGAACAAUUCAGACACGUCAUCACAGUUAAUGAUCACUUCGUCAGAGCGUCAGGACACUGGGAUCUACACCCUUAUCUUGAAGAAUAUUGUUGGACAGGAGACCUCCAGUGUUGAGAUAAGAGUGACAGAUGACCCCAAGCCUCCAGGCCCAGUGGAGUUGGAAGAAAACGUGUCUGGAACGGUCACAAUUGCCUGGACUGCCUCUCCGGAUGAGAAGAAAGACGACAGGCUACACUACAUGAUCAGCAAGCGUGACUCUGUCAAGCGUACAUGGCAAACUGUCGCUGACCAUCUUUUUAACAACAAGUUCACUGCCAUCAACAUCAUGCCGGGAAGGCAGUAUAAGUUCCGGGUCUACGCUAAGAAUGAUAUGGGGACUUCUCAGCCCUCAGAGUCGCCCACCUGGGAGGUGAAGAGAGAGAAAGAAUCAUUUUCUUUGAACCUUCCGGCCUCAAAGGACUGCAGCUUCGAGGCACCUCCUGCCUUCUCUGUCCCACUAAAAAUGCAUAACGCUCCCGAGAGCUACGAGUGCUACAUGAGCUGUGCCGUGACCGGAAACCCCAAACCCUACAUCACUUGGUACAGAAACAACAUCAACCUGAACACCAACUCUAGCUAUUACAUCACCAACACUUGUGGGGUGUGCUCCAUGGCCAUACUCAAGGUGGGGCCCAAGGACAGCGGGGAGUACACCGUCGUCGCAGAGAAUGCCCUGGGUAGAGUGGAGUGUUCAACCAAACUUGUUGUCAAAGAUUAGGUGGCAUACUCGUGAACAACUCCUGCUCCUUGAAGAAGAAAUAAAAAAAAAAAAAAAAAUUAAGUGGGAAAGUGCUGCCAUGAUGUCUGCUCAUUGGAAU